Molecule: messenger RNA, 642 nt
Organism: Plutella xylostella (diamondback moth)
Lineage: Eukaryota; Metazoa; Arthropoda; Insecta; Lepidoptera; Plutellidae
Source: RefSeq, a predicted model, not a curated record
UUGCCUUUCGCAUAGAUUACCACUAUCAGUUAUUUCGAAUAAUUAUACCAACUUAACUACUAAAAUAUUUUCUUAAAUACCUAUUCAUUAUUACUGAUUGUCACACAUUCUUAUCGUCCAUAAUAAUAAAUAACAAUGGCCGAACAAGAUAAAAUGAAAAGGUUAAAGAAAAAUAAGGCUUCAAUGAAAAGUAAGCUUACUCAAUUUGAAACUUUUCUAACGCUCGCUUCGUCUUAUGGAGCCUUGAGUGACCAGCAUUAUUCCGAGCUUCAGUUACGAUUAUCCAAAAUCGAAAAUUUAUACCAGGAUUUCGAUCAAUUACAGGGUGAGCUCGAGGAACUGUGUGAUCCUCCUGAGGAGCAGUACGCAGACCGACAGCUCUUCGAGGACCAGUAUUACCGACUGGUUUCCACCGCCCGUCAGCUCGUUACCAGCCACGACGCGAGUAUCAACCACGGCCAGUCAGGAUCUGCAACAAGCUCGAAUCCAGCGCUGGUGAAAGUUCUAGACAAGAAGGGCAACCAACACGACGCCAGGCUCCUAUUGGACAACGGCAGUACGGCCAACUUCAUUUCUCAAGACCUCUGCAGCAAGCUGGGGUUGUCGAGUCGGGCCACGCACUCCACGGUGUCAGCUUGCUGA